UGUGUUAGCCUGAUGUGGUCCGCUGGUCUGCGGGUAGGAGCACACCAUCCCGGUGCAUGUGUAGCAGCAAAUUAUCGGCUAUUAUCGUCGAAUAGUUGCUGCACAUUGUAUCUUUGUUGUGAUUAAAAAGAUAACGGCGUUGUUAUUGUCGACUGUUGACUGCUAGCUGACGGAAGCUAAGUUAGCCUACUGAAGUUAACUUUGAUGCUACACAAACUAACAAGUUUCAAACUCUAGACCCCAGUCUUCCCCACUCAAGAGGGUUUCAUCAUCGGAGACUAAAUGCAACUGGACCAGGGGGCUUGUGGGCAUGAAGUGGCUGGGCGAAUCCAAGAACAUGGUAUUAAAUGGCAGACGACACGGAAACAAGUUGACCAGCGAGCAACCUGUGAGCCAGACUCGCUCUCAGCACUCACAGCGGUCAUCCCUGCGCCACAACAAAAACAGAAACCGAAGAUGUAGCCGCAGGUUUAACGCAGCCAGUCUGGAGGCAGAGAGGCGAUAUGUGCCCUCCUCAGGAAUGACUGCCAAGGAGUUGUGUGAGAAUGAUGACCUGACCACGAGCCUCAUCCUGGAUCCAUACCUGGGCUUUCAAACUCAUAAAAUGAACACCAGAUUUCGACCAAUUAAAGGAAGGCAAGAGGAGCUAAAGGAGAUCAUCGAGCGCUUCAAGAAACACGACAACUUGGAGAAAGCUUUCAGAGCUUUGACAAGCGGGGACUGGUCCCGAAAUCUUUUUCUCCACAAGACGAAGGCUCAAGAAAAGCUCUUCAAGCAACAUGUGUUUGUGUAUCUGCGGAUGUUCGCCACAGAUAGCGGCUUUGAGAUUCUCCCUUGUAAUCGCUAUUCAUCGGAGCAAAAUGGAGCUAAAAUUGUGGCCACAAAGGAAUGGAAGAGAAAUGACAAGAUCGAGCACCUGGUUGGGUGCAUUGCUGAGCUUUCAGAGAGCGAGGAGAACAUGCUGCUCCGGCACGGGGAGAACGACUUCAGCGUCAUGUAUUCGACCCGCAAGAACUGUGCGCAGCUCUGGCUGGGACCAGCUGCGUUCAUCAAUCACGAUUGUCGACCAAACUGCAAGUUUGUGUCGACAGGACGGGACACAGCCUGUGUGAAGGUUUUGAGGGACACUGAACCAGGAGAGGAAAUCUCAUGUUAUUACGGAGACGGGUUUUUUGGGGAAAACAAUGAAUUUUGUGAAUGCUAUACAUGUGAACGACGGGGCACGGGUGCUUUCAAAUCCAAAGCUGGACUGCCAGUGGAAGUGCCGGUGAUCAACAGCAAGUACGGGUUGCGGGAGACGGACAAGCGUCUAAACAGGCUGAAGAAGCUGGGGGAAGGAAACCGGAGCUCAGACAGUCACUCUGUAGGCUCCCACACCGACGUUGACUCUCAGGAAAUGCCAAAAACACAUCAAUCUGCCAGAAAAAGAACAUCAUCAUCUGGCCUGAAGUAUAAAAACAGGACUCAAUCCAGACAGACUUUGUCCAGAGCCCUUACUACCUCAUGUUCAAAACAAGGUCGUGUAAACAAUAACAGGGUACCAAAGAGACUAAAAUCCCAAUCCAAGCCUUCACUAAGUAAAGUCCAGUUGCGGAGUCGCAGGAGGGGUGCAGAGCCCAAGGCGUUGGCCAAAGGAGAGACUUGCCAGCUGGGUCUCAGGGACUCGAAGGUGUCGCUGUGUAAAGGCGUCACGGUGAAGAAGGAGAAGGAUGGACAGGAGCUGGUGCAGCAGACUUUGGGCCAGCGGGGCUGCCUCACCCGUCAUGCUGCCAAGGAAAACGGCAGUCUACCGCACGUGCAAGGCAGCGAGGGCAGCCAGUGUUCGACGUACAGAACUCGCAGGUCCACGAGGACCCUCGUAAAAGCCCAGGAAACGGCCGCCGGCGUUAAGCUGGAGCCCAGCGCUAUGGACGGCUUGAGCCCAGUCCCUGGUGGAGUGGUCAUUAAAACAGAGCCGGCGGACAUGGAGGAGUACCUGCGCCACGGAGCCGGACUGGAGCAGCCGGUUUUGGACGCCGGCUACUCCAGAAGAGGCUCAUGCAACAGGCGGAAACGGCUGACGCGGCUCAGGACGGAGCGGACGAUUAAAUGCGAGGACUCAUACGGAGAGCCGUUCAUGCCGGUGGCUGCCAGCCACGCAGCGAGCUACUCGGACUGCAGUAACAUGCUGCUGAGCUUCUCCGACCGGCACAGGGACUACAACGGGGUUUCCAACGGCAGCAAGUCCCUUCGAAGGGAAAAGGGUAAGAGCAGCUGCCGCUCGCAGGACAAGGGGAAGAAGAAGCGUCAGAUCACGCGAUACGACGCUCAGCUGAUCCUGGAGAACACCACGGGCAUCCCCAAACUGACGCUCCGCCGGCGGAGGGACAGCAGCAGUAGCAAGACCAAUGACGCCAACGACCCGAUUGGCUCCUCCAACCUUUCUGCCUCUACGGUCAACUCGGCCUCUUCCAGCAAAAUCAGCAUCAAGUUCAGCAAGGACCACGACAAGGACAAAGGCAGCUCCUACAUCGCCAAACUGAAUAACGGCUUCGCCCCCGUGGUCCACAGCAACUCCACCAAGCUGAAGAUCCAGCUGAAGAGGGAGGACGAUGCGCGGAGAAUAUCCCAGACAAAGGCGGACCAGUUGCCCUUUAACGGGGACAUGGGCCAGAGUCUGGAGGCCAGGAAUGGUGGACAUCGGACCCAGAAGGUCUUGGCGGAGCCGUCGUCUGAUGAGGACGACGACGACGACGAUGAGGACGAGGAAGAGGAGGAUGACGAUGAUGACUACUUCGACAAUGAGUUCGAAGACGAUUUCAUUCCACUUCCUCCAGCCAAGCGGCUCCGGCUCAUCGUGGGUAAAGACUCCAUAGACAUCGAUAUCUCCUCCAGGAGGAGAGAGGAUCAGUCUCUGAGGCUCAAUGCAUAAGCUGUGGAGCUCAUCACUCCCACCUUCCCCCUGUAAAUAAAGAUGACUCGCUAAUCAACUGGUGUGUUGAUGUAAAAGAAGUACAGUAAUUUAAAAACAAACAAAAAAAAUUGCUGAAAAAUUAAGAAUCUGAAUGAACAUUACUAGAAGGUGCUGUUGACCUAAAACAAAUCUCUGUUAUUCACUUAUAUUCAUCAGUAAGUUUCAAGUGUAAUUUGAGUUCUUAUAAAAAGAAAUUACGUGAAUUAAUCAAAAGUUUACUCACCCAAUCCUAUUUUCUGGCACUUAAAGGGAUAGUGCAGAUUUAUUGGAGUGUACAUUCAUGAAGUUCUUUUUCACAGUCGGUGUACUAAGAGGGCAGCUGAUAAAUGUAUUUCAGACAAGAAUAAAUUAAGUGUUUGCUGUAUUUAGAAUAUAUUCAUCACUUUACCUUGCUGCCAGAAAGCCCUUUCUGACAGGGAAAUGAAGCAUCUAUGCUUUAUUGAAAGCCACCAGACUCCAUUGACAAACAGUAAACAUUUUACCUCACAGAACAUGGGAGUUGCUGCGCAACCACUGCCUCAAUCAGUUAUUUUUUUAUGUUAUUGUGUGACAUUGGUGUUUUGAGUCACACAAUAACAAUAACCAAUCAAGGCAGCAGUAGACUAACAACUUCUGUGUUCUGGGAGUUAAAAUUACUGUUUUUGUCAUUGGAGUCUGGUGGCUUUGAAGAGAGGAUAAAUGCUUCAGUUUGUCAUCAAAAAAUGUCAGACAGCAAGGUAAAGUGGUGAAAAUAUUUUAAAUCAAACUUAAAUGUAUUUUAGAUGCCAAAAAUUAAAAUUAUAAUAUCAGUUUAGCUGCUGCCCCCAUCCACAGCAGUACAUUGUUUAUCUUCUGUGUCAGUUCUCCUGCCUGCUUCUUCAAACUGGAGGCUUGCAGACUGUCAUCUACUGCAGGUAAAACGCCGACUGUGGAGAAGAACUUCAUACAACCACACUUCCAAAAAAUCCAAACUAUCCCUUUAACCUGCAUGUUAUGCUAAAUGUAAACUGCAGGAAUUUUCCGAGUCAUCCUCCUUUAUAGUUUCUGAAUAAUAAUCUGGCUGGAUCCGAAAGUGAAAAACGAGAAUUUGUUUUAAGUUGAACUCUUCCUUUAAGUGAAUGCACUUGUUAUAUUCAUAAUGGACAUGGAUAUUGUAGAAAGUGUACAGUAUGGUGACUAUCCCCUCUGUCUCAUAGGCAGGUUGUUAUUGAACUUUUUAAUUUUUUCUGUCUCAUGGUUAGUAAUAUUUUUGUGUGGCGAGCCACGCUGAGCACACAGCGUGGUGUGGUUGGUCCAGAGGCAUUAUAAGAUCCUGUCAGUUCAUUUGGAUUCAGGUGCCAUGUUCUCAUUAUCCCAGUAGUUCUCCUGGUAAAGAACCACUUGAAUUUCAGUAAUUUAUUCAUUAUCAACAUUAUUUACUGUGUAAGUUCAUCAUGUGUCUCUCUGUAGAGUUCAAUCAUGUUUAAACCAAUAGAGCAGAGUAAGAGCUGUGAGGCAGACAGUUUUUCAUUUGUUGUCUAUUUUAAAGGGAAAACUGCUGUAUUUUUCUACCUGGACCCAAUUUUCCUACAUGUUUGUGUCUAAGUGAGUAAUGGGAAUAAUUUUAAAAACUGGUUCAGUGUUGAGUGAGCGCACUGCAGCCACAAAACAAUCUGCACCGUCAGAAUACGUCCAAGAAAAGUGUUUGUUUUUGCCACUGAGAGACUCGGAUUGUUGUUAUAAGCAGGGCUUGAAGUUCUGACUAAUUCACUGUACGCAUUUCUUCCUGGACAACUUUUCUGGCACAAAAAUCUUGUCAACAUUAUGGAAAAGACCCUAUAGAGAAAUAAAACUUUCAAGGUUCAUAAAAAGUGUUGAAAGUUUGCAAAAUGCUUAACUUUUUGCCCUCUGGUGUCCCACCCUAAAAAUCCUUCAUGUAAACCAAAAGUCUGUUACUAUUUGAAAUGAAUUGAUCCCUUUAUCAUAUUUGUUGUAUCUCUUUGGCUGAUCCCUAAACAAGUCCUCUGUUGAUCCCUUACUCUGGAAUUGAAUGAUCAUGAUCAAAACAUGCAAUCAGAGUUUAUAUCAGCUGGUAAAAUAAACACAAUGUCAAUUUAUAUUCAGUUCUAUUGAGGCUUUAUGGCUUUGGAAGGUACCUUGAAAGUGCUUGAACAUUGCUCUUAAAAAGCUGUAGGAACCCUUUUGUUUACUUAUUGUUUUAUUGUUUGUUACUGUGUCUGACAAAGUCUCGUUCUGAAGUCCUCUUCUACAUUGUCGAAUCUGCAAAAUAUUCCGCCAUGACUUUAAAAAUCUUUAAAAGAAUACUAAACUACACAACAAACUCCUCUCUCCAACUCUUAAUUUCCACUGUUGUUUUUGGGCCAGUCACUUCUAGAACGAGACUUCUCCUUGAGUGAGACUUGGUUAGACACAAUAAAACAAACCGGAUCAAGCAAACGGUAAAUAAAUAUUUCUUAAUUCUCUGCAGGAAGCUUCUCAUAAUGUCUAACUAACAAUAACAACCUGAGUCUGUUAGUGGCAAAACCAACACUCUUAGUGGACGUAGACUGACAUGCAGCUGCUGGUUGCAUCGCUCUUGCUCAUUAGUGGACCAAUUUCUAACAAUAUUGUCCCAAUUAGUCACUUGGACACAAAAACAUGAGAAAAAGGCUCCAGGUUAAAACAUUCUCUAGUUUCCCUUUUAAGCAAAUGUGUGCUAUCAUGUUAUUCACCGUAGAAGAAGCUGUUGAGGCUGACAGUUUGAUGUGUUUUGUAUUUAACAUGCACCAAAAGUUAACGUGCUGCUGCAGACCACUGACACGAUAUCUCACAUUAAAGAAGAAAAACCUGAAACAUCCGCAGUAACAAUAUGCAUGUAGAGUUUAACUGUGUGUGUUCAGUUUGCCUGCAGUUGUCACACAUUCAUGACAAUUUAAUGGAGUUGCACAAUGUUUUUUGUUCUGUUUAUUCCGGUGAUUUGACUCCAGAGCGCUUGUAAAUAAAUCAAAUUAAUUAAGCCGCUGCAGAAGUCCGAGAAAUAGAAGCACACGAGGUUUUAUAAUCAGAGAGUAAAGAGUAAAUGGACUUUGGGAGCUACUGUAUAAUGGCAACAUGGCACACGUAAAUCAAAUCAAUCCAUACAUUAAGGCUACCUAUAUGCUUUUUAAAUCUGAAAAGUAAUGUACAGAAAGACUGGCUCAUGUCCCUCAGCUGAACAUUUAUUUCCUCUCAAAGUCCAGUCUCCCUUUUUCAGAUUUCUGGAAGUUAAAAUCCACACUAGAGUUUAGGGAGGAAAAGAAAUCACAUUUUAACUAGCGUAGAAUCAUGUAUUCUUUUCUCUAUGGUGCUACUUUUAUUUCCUCACCAUCUUUGUUUGAGUUUCUGUCCUGUGUGUAACUUUUUUUUUGGUAGAUGGUGGCAGCAUUAACUUCAACAGGCCCAAAAAUGAUGUAAAAAUACACUUUUUUAAUGGUUAAAUCACAUUUUGUUCAGUUGUGUCUGUAGCAUAUUUAAGUUGUUUUUAAAGGUUUAUUUACAGGAGGUCAUAUGUUUUUUUUGUUUGCAAGAGAUGUAGAAAAACUGUCUAUCCAACAGCAUUAGGUGCCUUAACAAAGAGCUUUUUCCUACAUUUAGACCAAAUUUGUAACUAAUCAGUGACAAUGCUAAGCCAUCUGCUUCCCCCUUGAAAUAUGGAAACACUUCAACACGCCGUCAGUCCUUCUGUAUAUUAUUUUAUUUUUCUGUUCUGUGGAAGUUAAGCGAACUGUCCAAUAGAUCAAGGGAUCAACUGAGAUUGAAUGUUAACCCACUUCUCCUUGUGUUAAUAUGUACUGUUCAUAUCACCAGCAGCUAAUCACCGUUCUGACCCUGGCUCAGUCUGUCCUUCCUCCCUGUCGUCGGACGUCUCCAUCCUACACUGUAAACUGUUCCAGGUGUACCGUCUGUGUGGUCUUUGUCCAAUAGACAGCUGUCUCAAGAUUUCCAAUUGAUUCAAAACGUUAAAAAAGAGAAGAAAAAAAAACAAGAAAAAACAAAAUGUGAAUAGUUUGCGGACAUUUUAGCGUGUUGCGUGGGUAGUGGGAAACGUAAAGAGAAUUAAAAAUGGACAGUGCAUAUAUUGUCCGAUAUGUAAAUCAUGUGAACACAUCUUGUACUUAUUUAACAGUUUUGAAUACUUGAAAACUAUAUAAAGUUUCUUUGUGACUCUUG
Centropristis striata (black sea bass) is the source of this 7120-nucleotide messenger RNA. RefSeq names its product lysine methyltransferase 5B (gene kmt5b). The coding region runs from base 311 to 2911 and encodes 866 amino acids. The record is from RefSeq and is a predicted model, not a curated record. NCBI's taxonomy places the organism in Eukaryota, Metazoa, Chordata, Actinopteri, Perciformes, Serranidae. Gene Ontology annotation, molecular function: protein binding; histone H4K20 methyltransferase activity. The transcript is spliced from 10 exons. Gene Ontology annotation, cellular component: nucleus.